UAAACUACAAUUUAUGUGGAGGCGAAGCCAAAAAAUAAAAAAUAAAAAUAAAAAUCAUAUUUCUAUAGCAUAUAUUUGAUUGAAUACUGUCUCUCUAUCUAGAAGGAAUUAUUGAAGCUUUUUCUGUUGGGUAUUUUCUGAAAUGUCUUCCAUGGUUAUAUUCUUCAUCCCUGAAGCCAAGGUUGAAGAAGAAGGCGAGUGGGAAAAAGAAAGAUAAAAAAAUAUAUAUAGAUUACUAGUAUUUUUCGACGUUCUGUUUAUUCAAAAUCGUGUUUACGAACAGCUUUUUCUGAUCUGCUCUUUCAGCUGGGACGUGGGCUAGUAUUAUGAGUGAUUCAAUGGUGAACACUCCGGACGGACCUUUGAAUACAAAAAUUUCGGGCUCGGGCCAAAUUGAGGUUGAUUUUGCUAAAUGCGAUUGCUGCGGUCUCACAGAGGAAUGCACUUUAUCUUACAUAGAAACAAUUCGGGCUCGCUACCAGGGAAAAUGGAUUUGCGGGCUUUGUGCUGAAGCCGUGAAGGACGAGAUUUUCCGAUGUCAAAAAUUGAUAAGCCCGGAUGAGGCCAUGGCCCGACAUUUCAACUUCUGCAACAAAUUCAGGUCAUCAGGCCCGCCGGAGGACCCGACGGCCCAUUUGAUUUCAGCCAUGAGACAGAUUUUGAGGAGGAGUUUGGAUAGUCCCAAGUCUUUAAGGUCGAUGCCAAGUAGUCUGAUGAAGAACAGAGGGGAUGGAAACAUGAAUGGAAUCGGGUUGACUCGCUCGGAGAGUUGUAUACCGAGUUUGUCCCUGGUUGACUCGCCGGCGUUUUGUGGUGUAGGAGAAGGUUGUGAGUUGUGAAUGAUGAGAAGCAAGGCUAGUAUGGUAAAUUUGAUAGAGACAUUGGAAAAAUGAAAGAAAAAUAUUAAAGAAGAUGACGAGGAAAAACACGUUAACCUAGUGCUUAAUUUUGAUUUUCAACAAGUGUAAACAGAAGAAUCAUGUAAUGAAAUGCAAUAGAACGAAGUAUUUCUUCUACUUUUAACUGGUUCGA
Olea europaea var. sylvestris is the source of this 1032-nucleotide messenger RNA. RefSeq lists its product as uncharacterized. Lineage: Eukaryota; Viridiplantae; Streptophyta; Magnoliopsida; Lamiales; Oleaceae. The transcript has 2 exons. The record is from RefSeq and is a predicted model, not a curated record. The coding region runs from base 327 to 839 and encodes 170 amino acids.